GAUUUGUGUUGAGUGCUUGUUCUCGACAUCGAGCUAAGGCCUUUUGGCGACUUGCACAUUUUAUUAUUAUUUAUAAGUAACAAAAUACAAAAAUAUAAUGAGUACUAAAGCAGAAUUGGCAUGCACUUAUGCUGCUCUUAUUUUGGCAGACGAUGAUGUUGGAGUAACCGGAGAAAAAAUUCAAACAAUUUUAAAAGCAGCCAAUGUUGAUAUUGAACCAUACUGGCCAGGCUUGUUUGCCAAGGCGUUAGAGGGUGUAUCAAUUAAAGACUUAAUUACAAAUGUUGGAGCUAGUGCAGGAGCUGCUCCAGCCGCUGCUGGAGUCGCAGCUGCAGAAGCACCAGCUGCUGCUGCUGCAGGUGGAGGUGGUAAAGGAGGAGACAAAAAAGAAGAGAAAAAGAAAGAAUCUGAGCCUGAAUCAGAUGAUGAUAUGGGAUUCGGAUUGUUUGAUUAGAUGACUUAUUUUUAUAUUUUUGUUAAAAUGAAGUGAAACAUGUAUUUAUGUUACUGACAAUAUAAGUAUUACAUGUGAAUCUU
Molecule: messenger RNA, 537 nt
Organism: Pediculus humanus corporis (human body louse)
Lineage: Eukaryota; Metazoa; Arthropoda; Insecta; Psocodea; Pediculidae
Product: acidic ribosomal protein P1, putative
Exons: 3
Coding region: 98-454 (118 amino acids)
Biological process (GO): translational elongation; cytoplasmic translation
Cellular component (GO): ribosome; cytosolic large ribosomal subunit
Molecular function (GO): protein kinase activator activity; structural constituent of ribosome; ribonucleoprotein complex binding
Source: RefSeq, a predicted model, not a curated record